Messenger RNA from Dacryopinax primogenitus, 1262 nucleotides. Its product is annotated as Maf1 regulator. Gene Ontology annotation, cellular component: nucleus. Lineage: Eukaryota; Fungi; Basidiomycota; Dacrymycetes; Dacrymycetales; Dacrymycetaceae. Gene Ontology annotation, molecular function: RNA polymerase III core binding. The record is from RefSeq and is a predicted model, not a curated record. The coding region runs from base 1 to 969 and encodes 322 amino acids. The transcript is spliced from 2 exons. Gene Ontology annotation, biological process: negative regulation of transcription by RNA polymerase III.
AUGAAGUUCCUCGAGUUUCCAGAGCUAUUCACUCUCUCAAAUGCAUUGACGUACGACUCGCCCGAGUGUGCCAUCCGCACGCGCAUCGAAGCAUACUCAUGCAAGAGCAUAAACCGCGAGAAGAAGAUGUUCAAAGCACUCGAGCACUCCUAUGCUGAGGAUAUCGCUUUCAACCUCAGUGUCUCCCCGCCCGAGGAGGCGCUCGCGAGCCCCUUUGGAAGACUCGACCAGCCAUCCGCGCGCAAGGUCCUCUACCUCCUUAUCGCCACGCUCAACGUCGCAUUUCCGGACCAUGAUUUCUCAGAAGUACGGCCAGAUGCGUUCAAGAAAGAGGAAAGUCCGGCUGGGGUGCUCCAUUCGUUGUCGAAUACUCUGUUGAGCCUCCGACCUACCCCUGGCUCGGUGAGCGAAUACACGCCGCGCUCCUACUCCUCCUACCCGCCUCCGCUGGACGUCCCUUCCUCCCCUGAGCUCUCAGCGUCCUACCCUCCCGGAAGCAGGAAGAAGACCCAGGACGAGCUACUCACCGGCACCCACCCAACCUUUUAUCGGAUACUGGACAACAUCAUCACCUUGAAGGACUGUGACGUGUAUUCGUACACACCUGGGAACGAGUGGGACCCGCAUGCAGUGGACUCUGAUGACGAGGACGAGAUCUCGUCCGACGAAGACCUGGAUUUGGACGACUGGGACGCGUUCGACUUUGAGCUCGACACACCUGCAGACGAGGGGUUCGCUACUCCCACAAAGCCAAAGCCGAGUAAACGAUUGGAGGAGACGGAGAUACACUACCCGCGUCGGCGACUGGGCGGCCUGCUGUGGAGCGCUAACUGGUUCAUACAUAACAAGAAACAGAAGAGGAUACUGUUUGUCAGCGUCUGGGCAAGGAAAAGAAUAGGAGGAUGGAUGGAGACCCGCAGAACGGAGUGGAGUGCUGCUUCUGCAAGAUCGCUCGGUCUAGGCAUCUGAGCAUGCCUGCUUCUCCCAAUCAGUUUCUAACAGAAACAAAUCUUUCCCCCUAUUCCGUAUCUGUAAUCGGACUCGUGUAUAUCGUGUACCGUUACCCUCCCCAUGCCACGCCUAUCGCGUUGCGCCGCAUCAUAUUCUGUUGUCCUAUCCUAUUCUUAUCCCGUAUCGGGCGCUGUGAUCCCCCUGGCCUUGGCCGGCGGUGCGUUGUACGCGUUGUACUUGCUACUACCGUGUACGGUGGAAUGUAUCUUGAAUUGUACUUCUUUGUUAGUGGAUUAAUACAUGUUGUAGAU